UGCGCUCCGAUCACUGCUGCAACUUUUGCAGAGACUCCUCACUCCACAGACAUGUCGCACAAUAGCUGAAGUAAACCUGUCAUCGCGGCUCCAUUCGGGCCAAAUUACGCCGCAGGUGAGGAUCUACGGACGCGCAGCCCGGUCGCUCCUUGUCCGCUUUCCUCGCAUCGGACCCCGGCUUUUUUUUUCCUUUUCUUUUCUUUUUUUUUUUUUUUAAACCGGCCUGGAUAUGAAUUAUGAGCAUUUUCUCCACUAAUGAACCGGGCCAGUGAUGCAGGAGACCGCGGCGACCCUCACAUCAGUGUUUCAAGAUGGCAGAUUUUUAUUGAGUUUUGAUCCGAAAGCUCGCUUUAUUCUUUGCCAUGAAUAACAGGAAUCCUUGCACCGAUGGCCCCUGUAUACGAAGGUAUGGCCUCGCAAGUGCAAGUGUUCUCCCCUCACACUCUCCAGUCAAGUGCCUUCUUUAGCGUAAAGAAACUGAAGGUGGAGCAGAGCUGUAACUGGGAUAUGACAGGGUACGGCACGCAUAGCAAAGUCUACAACAGCAGCAAGAACGUGUCGGCCACUGGCGGCGCUCCUCUAGGCCUCAGCGGCUCUGCCCUGCCCUACGAGCAGACCCUGAUCUUCCCGGCCAGCGCCGGCCACAUUGUGGUCGCCUCGGCCAGCAGCACCUCGGGGGCCGUCGGCUCUCUGCUGGGCAGCAGCGGUGGAGACAGCGGCGGCGGUAGCGUCAGCGGAGGCGGCGGCGGAGUCCACAACCUGACGCGGCGCAGCACGGUGAGCCUCCUGGACACCUACCAGCGAUGCGGGCUUAAGCGCAAGAGUGAAGAGCUCGACAACAACAGCAGCGUGCAGAUCAUUGAGGAGCACGGCCCACCCAUGAUCCAGAACGGCGGAACCAGCGGAGCCACGGCGGCCACUGCGGCCACCGCCACCUCCACGGCGACGUCCAAGAACAGCGGCUCCAACAACGAGGGCGACUACCAGCUGGUGCAGCACGAGGUGCUCUGCUCCAUGACCAACACCUACGAAGUCUUGGAGUUCUUGGGGAGGGGAACCUUCGGCCAGGUGGUGAAGUGUUGGAAGAGGGGAACCAAUGAGAUAGUGGCCAUCAAGAUCCUAAAAAACCACCCAUCGUACGCGCGGCAGGGUCAGAUCGAGGUCAGCAUCCUGGCGCGCCUCAGCACAGAGAGCGCAGACGACUACAACUUUGUGAGAGCCUACGAGUGCUUCCAGCACAAGAACCACACGUGCCUGGUGUUUGAGAUGUUGGAGCAGAACCUGUAUGACUUCCUCAAGCAGAACAAGUUCAGCCCGCUGCCGCUCAAGUACAUCAGACCGGUGCUCCAGCAGGUCGCCACGGCGCUGAUGAAGCUGAAGAGCCUGGGGCUGAUCCACGCCGACCUGAAGCCGGAGAACAUCAUGCUGGUGGAUCCUUCUCGUCAGCCCUACAGGGUCAAAGUCAUUGACUUUGGUUCAGCCAGCCACGUGUCCAAAGCGGUGUGCUCCACCUACCUGCAGAGCAGAUACUACAGGGCUCCAGAGAUCAUCCUGGGCCUGCCGUUCUGUGAGGCCAUAGACAUGUGGUCGCUGGGUUGUGUAAUAGCUGAGCUGUUUCUGGGAUGGCCUCUCUACCCCGGAGCCUCCGAGUACGACCAGAUUCGGUACAUCUCACAGACGCAGGGUCUUCCGGCAGAGUAUCUGUUGAGUGCAGGGACGAAGACCACCAGGUUCUUCAACAGAGAUCCAGAUUCCACCUAUCCGCUCUGGAGACUGAAGACUCCGGAAGACCACGAGGCUGAGACGGGGAUCAAGUCCAAGGAGGCUCGCAAGUAUAUCUUCAACUGCUUGGAUGAUAUGGCACAGGUGAACAUGACAUCAGACCUGGAAGGGAGCGACAUGCUGGCGGAAAAGGCAGACCGGAGGGAGUUCAUCGACCUGUUGACCAAGAUGCUGACUAUCGACGCUGACAAGAGAAUCACCCCCAUCGAAACACUCAACCACCCCUUCGUUACCAUGUCGCAUCUCCUCGAUUACCCUCACAGCACCCACGUAAAGUCAUGCUUCCAAAACAUGGAGAUCUGCAAGCGUCGUGUCAACAUGUACGACACAGUCAACCAGAGCAAAACGCCCUUCAUCACCCAUGUGGCCCCCAGCACCUCCACCAACCUCACCAUGACCUUCAACAACCAGCUGAACACUGUGCACAGCCAGGCCACCAACCUGGCUCCCUCCUCCACCAACAAUGCCACCCUUUCCUUUGCCAGUCCUGACGUCUCCAUACUAAACUACCAAUCUGCACUCUACCAGCCCUCUGCCGCCUCCAUGGCGGCUGUGGCCCAGAGGAGCAUGCCGCUGCAGCCGGGGGCGCCGCAGCUCUGCGCCGCUCGGCCCGACCCCUUCCAGCAGGCGCUCAUCGUCUGCCCUCCGGGAUUCCAAGGUUUGCAGGCGUCCCCUUCCAAGCACACCAGUUACUCUGUCAGGAUGGAGAACGCGGUUCCCAUAGUGACGCAGGCUCCCGGUGCCCAACCUCUGCAGAUCCAGCCUGGCCUCCUCACACAGCAGGCCUGGCCCAGCGGCACCCAGCAGAUCCUGCUGCCUCCAGCGUGGCAGCAGCUCACCCACACCUCCGUCCAGCACGCCGCCGUCAUCCCAGACUCCAUGGGCAGCACACAGACUCUCGCCAACUGGAGGAAUUCCCAUCCUCAUGGGAGCCAUUAUAAUCCCAUCAUGCAGCAGCCAGCCUUGCUGGCUGGUCAUGUCACGCUCCCAUCAAACCAGACUCUCAACGUGGGCGUGGCUCAUGUCAUGAGGCAGUCAUCCACCAAUAACAACUCCUCUUCCAAAAAGACCAAACAGCACCAGAUGUCGACCAGGAACGUGUCGACCUACGAGGUGUCGUCCUCCCAGAUGGUGCUGUCGCCGCAGCGAUCCAAGCGGGUGAAGGAGAACACGCCCCCCCGCUGCGCCGUGCUACAGAACGGGUCGGCGUCCCACUGCCCACCGGCGCAGGGCUGCGCUGGAGGAGGGUGGGGCGCCAACGAAGCAGAGCAGGCUUCCAGCACCACCCGCGACCAUCAGCACCAGCACCAUGUCCCCAGACAGACCAUCAUCAUCCCCGACACGCCCAGCCCCGCCGUCAGCAUCAUCACCAUCAGCAGCGACUCAGAGGACGACGACCAGAAGCAGAACAACGGCUCAUCUUCCAAGCACAGAAAGAACGUCAUCAGCUGUGUGACGGUCCAUGAUUCCCCAGAGUCAGACUGCUCCAGCCACAACAGCCCCUACAGCCUGGAGUCCAGACCCCACAACCACAACAACAACAACAGCUACGACACGAAAACCACCAUCCUGGACAACUACAACAAUGGGAACCCUCGCACAAUCAUCAUCCCUCCGCUCAAGACGCAGAACAGUGAGGUGCCCAGCGAAUGUGAGCGGCUGAUGCCAGAUGGACUGAAUCAUCAGAAUAUAGCUUACAAGUUUAAAUCCUCCAAUGGAGUGACAUUGGGCAAUAAUCACAUACCAGGCGGCGUGGCCGGGGGCGUGGCCUAUCGACAGCAGCGCUCAGGACCACACCCACUUCAGCAGCAGCCACUCAAUCUCAGCCAGGCUCAGCAGCACAUGGUGGCCGAGCGAAACGCAGGACACCGCCGGCAGCAGGCCUACAUCACCCCCAACAUCGCAGCUCAAGCCCCGUAUUCCUUCCAUCACAACAGCCCCUCCCACACGGGCGGCGUCCACCCGCACCUGGCCGCCACCCACCUGCCCAGCCAACCCCACCUGUACACCUACACGGCCCCCGCCGCCCUGGGCUCCACCGGCACCGUGGCCCACCUGGUGGCGUCGCAGGGCUCGGCGCGCCACGCCGUCCAGCACGGGAGCUACCCCCCCAGCAUCGUCCACCAGGUCCCGGUCAGCGUGAGCCACCGCGUGCUGCCGUCGCCCACAAUGCACCACACCCAGUACCAGGCCCAGUUCGCCCACCAGGCCUACAUCAGCGCCUCACCCGCCUCCACUGUCUACACUGGAUACCCACUGAGCCCCACCAAGGUCAACCAGUAUCCUUACCUCUAGAGACGAGCCGGACUGACACUGAAGGGGCCCGACCCCCGACCCAGCGAUGCUGCUUCCUGCACUGCAAAAACACAAAACCUCGCUGCGUGUUUUUAGUCUAGUU
Molecule: messenger RNA, 4180 nt
Organism: Poecilia reticulata (guppy)
Lineage: Eukaryota; Metazoa; Chordata; Actinopteri; Cyprinodontiformes; Poeciliidae
Gene: hipk2
Product: homeodomain interacting protein kinase 2
Biological process (GO): positive regulation of transcription by RNA polymerase II; intrinsic apoptotic signaling pathway in response to DNA damage by p53 class mediator; smoothened signaling pathway
Cellular component (GO): cytoplasm; PML body; nucleus
Molecular function (GO): transcription corepressor activity; transcription coactivator activity; protein tyrosine kinase activity
Source: RefSeq, a predicted model, not a curated record